Acanthocheilonema viteae is the source of this 1203-nucleotide messenger RNA. Lineage: Eukaryota; Metazoa; Nematoda; Chromadorea; Rhabditida; Onchocercidae. The record is from the annotation of a GenBank genome assembly.
AUGAUCAAUUUAGGGGAGCAAGACUCGAAGAAAUCAUUAUCGCUUGUGCUCAGCGAAGAUUUGGAAGGUCAACGAACAGCGAAUGAUGAUUCGGAAAGUCCAUUAAUGAGGAAAAAAGAAACGGGUAGUGGUCGAUUAAUUAGACGUCAAUUAUUGUUUCACGUACGACGGGUUACCAGCGAUUAUGCUUUGUUUUUUGCAGCGAUUGGAAUUGGUUUAAUGAUCAUCGACAGUGAAAUGAGUGCUGCUAAAAUUUAUCAAAAAGGAUCAUAUAUGAGUUUAAUUUUGAAAAUGUUAAUAUUGUUAAGUACAAUUGUUUUAGUGGCACUUGUUAUUAAAUUUCAUGUUCAUGAAGUACAGUUAUUUAUGAAUGCAAAUAGUGCCGAAGAUUGGCGAAUAGCCAUUACGUGGCAACGUGGUUUACAAAUUAUGCUUGAAGUAAUGAUAUGCGCAUUUUGUCCACUUCCAAUUGAUAUCAAUUUUUACUGGACAGCAUCUGAUGGAGAUAGGAUGAAAACAAUAGAAUUACCACUUGAUGUUUUCUUAUCAAUUCCAAUGUUUUUUCGAUUAUAUUGGUUAUGUCGUGUCAUGCUAUUACAUAGCCGGCAUCAUGCUGCUGAUUCAGUUAAUAUUCAUGCACAGAAGCAUCAAGAUUAUCUUAAUUCCUUAUGGCUAAUUGCAAUAACUUUUCUUUCUGUUGGUUACGGUGAUAUUGUGCCAAAUACAUAUUGUGGACGUGCGAUGGCUGUUAUUACUGGUAUUUUAGGUACAUGUACAUCAUCAAUGGUAGUGGCAGUAAUAGCACGAAAGCUUGAAUUAACUCGUGCUGAAAAACAUGUACAUAAUUUCAUGAUGGAUACACAACUUACCAAACAAUUGAAACAUACAGCAGCAAACGUAUUACGUGAAACGUGGCUAAUUUAUAAACAUCGAUGUUUGGUUGAUAGAAUUGAACCAGCAAAAAUUCGCAUGCAUCAGCGGAAAUUUUUAGUCGCAAUCUAUGCAUUACGAAAGGUUAAACGAGAUCAGAGAAAGUUAACAGAAAAUUUGGUUUCUUUAGGCGAUGUCGCAAAGAGAGCUUUGUGGCUAUGUGACACAAUGGAAUCAGUUGGUGAAGGUUUCUUGGUUAUUGGAUUUAAACUUCGGUUAAUUUGUGUUACAGAAUUGGGUUUCUUGAAGAGGAGAGUUGAUCNUUCUGUUUGA